GCUCGAGUGACGUGAUCUUAACGGUCACAAGCGUGUGUGCGCAGUCAGUCCGCUCAGCCCGAGCCCUGAGCGCAGAGCGGUGUCCGCUGCCUCCCGUCCCUCCGUCUUCCUCGCCCACAGCCCGGGUUCAUGUCGGCCAGGUCUCCGGUCGGCCUGCUGCUCGUAUUCGGCACCGCCACCGUCUACCUGUACCUGCUGUCUAGAAAUCUGCCCCAUGCGUCGUACGGGCGGGAGGAAGAGAGCCCGGAGCACAGAUCAUUAACGUUUCCAUCUGAUCUUGAAGAGUUGCGAGCAAUAGCUGGAUUGCUACAUUCAUACAAAGCUCAGCAUUCGAGCUAUGUACUGUUACUGUUCUGCAGUGCCUAUCUCUACAAGCAAACAUUUGCAAUCCCUGGCUCCUCCUUCCUGAAUAUAUUAGCAGGUGCGUUGUUUGGACCAUGGCUGGGCCUCGCAUUGUGUUGUAUUUUAACGGCCAUUGGAGCAACUUUCUGCUUCCUGCUGUCCAGGGCGUACGGCAAACAAUUUGUGGUACGACGAUUUCCUGAAAGACUCGCAGUCCUGCAGCGCAAGGUGCAAGAGAAUAGGAACAGCCUGUUUUUCUUCCUGUUGUUUCUCAGGCUUUUCCCCAUGACUCCAAACUGGUUUCUCAAUAUCACAUCUCCCAUCCUCAAUAUUCCUCUCACACACUUCUUCUUCUCCAUCGUUGUCGGUCUUCUUCCUUAUAACUUCAUUUGUGUGCAGACUGGCUGUAUUCUGUCUGAGAUAUCCUCACUGGACAACCUGUUCUCAUGGUCCAUCGUCAUGAAACUGCUGGCCAUUGCCAUGGUGGCACUUAUGCCUGGUGCUAUAAUCAAACACUGCAGCCACCACCAGCUGACUGGAAAGGUCAAAAAUGGGCAUUUGGACAGCAGUCGAAAAACUCGGUGACUAGUGCUAAUCCUUCUGUGACUUGCAAUUGUACCCUGGUAUGAAAGUCUUAAUAUGAAGAAAUAAUCUUCCUUGAAUGUAGAGUUUUAUUUGUACUAUAGAAGCUGCUCAGAAGAACCUGAGCCAUACAACUGUUCAAAAACUAAAUAUACACCUCCCUACAGGCCACCCAUUCAGGUGAAAUCCUUCUGACUGCCAUUCACUGGCAGAUGCCCACCAUAAGUCAGAUAGUUGAUUUCUACCAGCACAGAACACUGUACAAGUGAGUGGGUUCCUAAUUUCAUGUAAUUAAAAAAAAAUCUGCUGAUAAAUGCAGAGAUAAGGUAGGUGCUUUUAUUUUAAAUCUGUUAAAUUUUCAGCGAGUCAGAAACAUGACAAUUUUCUGAAAGUUUUGAAACUUCUAAGUCUACUUGUGUUGGGCAAUAAAUCAAAUUAUCAAUUAGUGUGAAUUAGCCUUUUUAAUAAAAUGUCAGAAGAAGUGAUUUUUGUACAGUUUCACCCCAGACUGUGUGGAGUGGCGAAGAUGUAAUUCGCAGAAGAUGUUGCUUGUCCUUCUAAAUUAGGAACAGGAUAUUAGGAUUACAGGAGGUAAAUGGUUCCCACUCCAAUUGUCAUUCUGUUCUACAGUUUUAUGAUUAGGUGAUUUCAGAAUCAGGUUUAUUAUCACCGGCAUGUGUCGUGAAAUUUAUUAACUUAGCAGCAGUUCAAUGCAAACAUGAUAAUAUAGAAAGAAAAAUAAAUAAGUGAAUCAAUUACAGUAAGUAUAUUUAUAUAUGUAUAUUGAAGCUUCAUUUCUUUAUGCCUUUGACAUAAAGUAGCCUGAGGUCGUGUCAGGGAGGUGGAUCCUUGAAUAAAAAUAUAAGAGAUUCUGCAGAUGUUGAAAUGUAAAGUCAUAUGGGGGGAGGACUCAAAGUUUGCACACAAAUAAUGGGCUACUUUUUUUUCUGCACAACUUUCACAGAAAGGUUUGGAUUGUGAUUUCACUAUUCAAACAGAAUUGGAGGUGAUCUAAAGCCAAUGAGAAGUGUCCUUAAGUGAAUGAGAAUGGACUUUGAGGCUCUUCAAAUGUACCUGUGCCCAGACAGCUCAGAACAAACAAAGAUAUUCUUGUCUGAUAAUCUUAAAAUAAAUAAGUGAAUACCUUUAUUUGUUUUAAAAUCUAGUGGCCAGUCCAGGGAGGCUAUUCAGAUCUAUAGGAUCUGUGGGGAAAGAUGAGACAUUAGUCAGAAUGUUAGGAUUUGUAUUUAGCUCAGAUCUGCUUUGUCUCAGUGACAGUGUAAAUGGGGAAGACUUGUGGUGGAAGGAUGGCAACUAGUUGAAAAGACAUGCCCUAGUUGAUAGAUGAGGUGGUUGUUCCUCCGGUCUCAUUGGUGGUGGAUAGAGGUCAGACUGGGACCGAGAAUUGAAAUAAGGAUUAAUGAGAGUCAGGAACAUGAGUGGAAACACCUGUGGAACAGAGUGAAGGUGGGGAAGGUAAUGGAGCUCAGAACAGUACACAUCCAGAGCAUUCCACACACUCACCACUGUUUAUAUUUAAGAAAGUUACCUCUGACUCUCUCUGUACCUCCAAUCACCUUAAGCCCCCUCAUAUUAACCAUUUUGGCUUUGGAAAAGUCUAUGGCUAUUCACUCAAUCUAUGCCUCUUAUCUUGUACACCUCUAUCAAGCCACCACCUCUCAUCCUUCUUUGCUGCAGAAAGAAAAUUCCAAGCUUGCUCAACUUGUCCUCAAGUACAUGUUUUCUUAUCCAGACAGCAUCCUAGCAAGUCUCCUCUUCACCCUCUUUAAGAGCUUCCACAUCUUUUCUCUAAUGAGGUGGUCAGAACUGAACAUAAUAUUCCAAGUUGUGGUGUAACCAUGGUUGUAUAGUGUUGCAACAUUACCUUGUGGCUUUUGAACUCAAUCCCCCGACUAAUGAAGACUCACACACCAUAUGUAAUGGUGAGCAUAGUGGGGGAAAACACUGGGAUAGAACAGUAUAGUAUAGGUUAGGCCUUAUGGCUCUUUGGCUGCACCAAACAUGAUGCAGUUUAACCUGCACAUAAUUGACAUCCCUCCAUUCCCUAUGUGCUCAUGUGCCUGCCUAAAUUCAUCUUAAACACUGCUAUCAUAGCUGCUACCACUUCCCCUGGCAGUAUAUUUCAGGCAUUUACCAGCCUCUAUUGAAUUAAGAAAGAAGAAAACUUACCUUUAAUAUGCUUUAAACUUUUCCCCUCUCACUUUAAAUCUAUGCCAUCUAGAUUUGUGCCCUUGGGGAAAUGACUCUGACCAUCUACCCACUCUAUGCCUCUCAAAAUUUUGUAGAUUUUGAUCAGAUUGCUCCUCAGCCUUUGAUGCUCUGGUGAAAACAGUCCAAGUUUGGCUAACCUAUCUUUCCAGAGUGAGCAACAUCCUAGUGAACCUCUUCUGCAGCCUCUCCUGAGCAUCUAUAUAUUUCCUGUAAUGUGACCAGCAGAAUACUCCAAAGGUGGUCUGAAUAAAGUUUUAUACAGCUGCAACGUGGCUUUUCAGCUUUUGUGACUGAUAACCCAACUGAUGAAAGCAAGCACGUAAUAUGCCAGUCCUCUUCUGUUGCCAUGUUCAGGGAGCUUUAUGUUAAUAUUUGUUUAUUUCUGCUAUUUAUUUAUACCUUAGCGAUUUAGCGCAGAAUGGGCCCUUCUGGCCCUUUGAGCCACACUGCCCAGCAUUCCCCGAGUUAACCCCAGCCAGAUCACAGAACAAUUUAUAAUGACCAAUUAACCUACUAACUGGUACAUCUUUGUAUUCUGGGAGGAAGCCUACACAUCCCCCCUCCCCACUGAUAGCCUCCAAUGCGAGAGGACUUCAGCAUUCUACAUAUUUAUAAGAGGAAUUGGACAUCUUUGUAUGGCAGGUCAGCUGUUUAAUGCUGUUCAGUUUGCUUUCUAUCUGAGUUCAACACUUUGUGUUAGGGUCUUCAGACAGGAGUGAACAAGUUAGGAUUACUGAACAAGUAUGCAGACUCUCAACAUCCAUUGAUUGGUGUUCUGUUUAUUUCAGUAUUUUAACUGAAUUAAUUGGACAUUGUGAUUACAUUUUGAUAUAGAAGGUUAGUUAAAGUGUCUGUGCCAGCUCACAGGGUGUCCCAUUCUCCUGUUAUCCAGUGUAAUGGACCAGCAGGAGAUGUUACUGUAUAUUAGGAGGGCAUAGUAUUCGUAUUCUGUUCGUCCUGGUUGACAGGAGAUGCCUGAUCCAUUAAAUAAGUAUGACUUUUAUACAAUUUUGGACCAUAAGGCACAGGAGUGGAAUUAGGCCAUUCAGCCCAUCUAGUUUUUUUCAGCCAUUCCAUCAUGGCUGAUUCAUCCCACUCAAACUCAUUCUUCCCGUAACCUUUUAUACCUUUACUAUCAAGAUCUCUGCCUUAAAUAUUCCCAGUGACUUGUUUUUGGUAGCCAUCUGUGGUAGUGAAUUCCACAGAAUUGCCACCCUCUGGCUAAAGAAAUUCCGCUUCCUCUCUGUUCUGAAGGGACAUCUUUAUAUUUUGACUCUGCUGUCUUUGAUUCUAGACUCCUUCACUAUAGGAAACAUCCUCUCCCUAUUCAGUUUAUCUAAGCCUUUCAAUAUUCAAUAUGUGCUCCCCCUUGUUCUUCAAAAUUUUACGAGUAUAGACCCAGAGACACCAAAUGCUCCUCAUACCUGCCUUUCAUUCCUAGCAUCAUGCUCGUGAACUUCCUCUCAGUGCUGCAUUUUAUAGUACUUUUGCCAGUAAUUUUACAUCUCCUGGAAGUCAUUGGAUCUUUUGUGCUUUAAAAUGCAUCUUCCUUUGCGGUAGAUGAAUGGCCCUCAGUGCCAUAAAUCAAAUGGUUAUACUGCCCUGGACGAUCAGGUACUGCAAAGGGACUCAAUGCCAGUCUCUUGACACAACGGCAACAGACUACCAGAGCCAGCCAAUGACAAGCUCCAGUUUCAAGGGCACGUGGCUUACUUUGCAGUUAGCUGCCUCCGUUUUUGAAAAUAAAGAUAGAAUUGCCUGUUAACUGUGGAAGUGCAGUGACCCUUUUUGUCCUGUGAGUGGCAAUUGUAGAUUGCUUUCACUGUGUACAGAGUACAUCAUCACAGUGGUGUGGUAUUGGAGAGUUGUGGCUAGAAUUUGUUCCUGUGAUUGCUCACCUUUGCAUUCAACUACUAAGAUGCUUCAGAAGCUUUAUUUAAUACAGUGCCUUUCAUUUGUAAUGUAUUGUCUGCCAACAGAUUGGUUAUCUAGAGCACCCUGUGAAUUGUACUACAAUUCGAUGUGCUGCAUUUGAUGAAGCAAUGAAAUGUCAGUACCGCAUCAGAAUAAAAAUGACAAUCACAGCUUGAUGGUCUUGAAAUUUUAUGUUGAUUUUUUUUUUAAAGCUCCUAUUUUGAGCAUGUUGCUAAAGGUAUGAAUGGCUUAGUGGUUGGCAGUGCCAACUAUCCUAUUGGGAAUAUGUUUCUUGGCCCUAGUUUUACCUUGGUCUUGUGUAAUUGACACAUUGUUUAGUAUUUGAAGUUAAUUAUGGAGUGUGUGUAAACCAAAGGCACUGCUUCUGUAUGCUGAAAGUAAACUGUGUAUACUUUUGUACACAUACCUUAGAGAAGAUGAGCAAUCUUUGAAUCCUGAUGCUGUGUUCUAAUGUGACAAAAGUAAGUUGUUUGAAGGCUGAUCAUUUGCACGUGAACUUCCUUGUAAUUACUGUCCAGUGGAAGACUGUGUACUGUUCGGCAUGAAGUAAGAGACCAAUACAAGAGCAGCAUUCUGUAAAGAUAGAGCACAGCAUGUUCCACAUAGCCACCCUCGCCUACAACACCACUAUCUUCACUUCAGCUUAGCACCUGUAAGACCUAUUGCACAUGAAGGUGCUGAGGCAAUAAGUGCUUUAAUGCAUUAGCUUGUGUAGAAGCAGUUAAAUGUGUGAAUGAGCGAGCACUCUGACCGCAGACUGGCUGGAUGCAAACAUGGAAGGUUUAAGGGCGGUGUGGUGUGUACAAGGCCAUGCCUAUAUGACUGUCUGGCACACAGAAUGAGGUACUGCCAUCAACAAAUCCAGUAAAGCUACAAAUUUCAGGUUGAGGCUGCAAUAUAACUCGUAUUUAUUGUGCCUGAGGGUGAGCAGUGGCGAUUUAAUACACUAUUAUUGAGGUGCGAGUGGAUUUUAAUAUAUUUUUAAAUGGAUUUCUCUCAGAUUUCUAAACAUUUUUGCUGUUGUAAAAUUUUUAUAAACCAAGCAAGUCAACCUUGCUUUGUAUAUUGUGAAUGGUAUUUUCUAUAAAGAUUGUAGAUUCAUCUCAGCAUUUCCAUAAGACUGACUUUACCAAAGGAGUGUUUACAUUGCAUGUUUUAUUUUCAUCAAUUGCAUUUCAUUUUCUCCACUGUAAGUGGACUGGAUCUGUGAUUUGAAUGUCAUGUGACUUGUUUAAAAAAAGUGAGUCAUACUUUGAAAUAAUAAAAUAUUUAAAUAUU
Hypanus sabinus (Atlantic stingray) is the source of this 6369-nucleotide messenger RNA. RefSeq names its product transmembrane protein 41A-like. The record is from RefSeq and is a predicted model, not a curated record. The coding region runs from base 130 to 927 and encodes 265 amino acids. The transcript has 5 exons. Lineage: Eukaryota; Metazoa; Chordata; Chondrichthyes; Myliobatiformes; Dasyatidae.